AAGUUCUUGGACGUUGUGGUCUUCGUGUUAUGUUUCCGUGUCGGUUCCGGGGAAAUGAGAUGGAGGGCUGGGUGAAGAAGAUGAGAAGAUUCGACCUCUUGGAGAAAGAUUUUAAGAUGUCGGGAGUUCUGGAAAUUUUUUUGCGGGAGCCAAAUAUUCAGGAAUGUAUCUGGAAAUGCGACAUCAACCAGCAUAAAAGCGGAGGAUGCGACGGAGUCAACUACAACCCCAAGAUGGGGGAUUGUGAACUGGUUGCAAGUGGUUCCAGUGGCCUCAUCCCUGAGAGCGGCUGGUUGGCCUACUCAAGCCUCCACCAUCGGAAAUACAAUAUGGUAGUGGAGUGGGUGAAGGCGAGCCGAGGCGAAUACCCAUUCGGAGCCGUGGAGUGUGGGAAGACGUCCAGCGGAGAGAUCCUCUACGUGCUGGUGAAUCGCACCAAGGGCAACCUAGAUUGGGUGGCAUCAUCGUCCGUCCCAGCAGGGGCCCUGAAGGGAGGACGCGUGACCAAUGCGGACGUCCUCUUCAUCUGCAGGGCCUGGCUAAAUCAGAAUCUCCUCUGCGGCAAGGCAAGUUGCGAGCUUCGGUUUCUUCCCUUUCCGUCCCCGCGGCGAAAGAAGGAAGUGAAGUAG
Molecule: messenger RNA, 629 nt
Organism: Darwinula stevensoni
Lineage: Eukaryota; Metazoa; Arthropoda; Ostracoda; Podocopida; Darwinulidae
Source: the annotation of a GenBank genome assembly